AUGGUCAUGGCAACAACCUCCAACUCCACCAACACAAACAACUCAACUCCAAAAUUCAAGUCGUUUGGAUCAUCAGAGAAGUGUGCAGUGUGCACCAAGACAGUGUUUGCCACUGAGCGUUUGGCAUCAGAUGAGCGUGUGUUCCACAAGGCCUGUUUCAGAUGCACAGUGUGCAACAAUGUCUUGAAGCUCGGAAACUAUGCCUCCAUGCAAUCAAAGUCCUACUGCAAGCCAUGUUUCAAGAAGCUGUUCUUCACCAAGGGCAACUACAGCGAGGGUUUCGGUCAGUUGAAGCCACAGCACCAGCACGACAUGAAGAAGGGAACUCCCACCGUCACAGUGGUCACUCCACCACCACCCCCAGUCAACGCCAGCGCACCAGUCGAGGUGCCAGUCGUUCGUCACACACCAGCUCCAGUUCGCGAGGUUGAGGAGCCAGUCAAGCCAGUCGUCGUGGUCGAGACUCCAAAGCCAGUAGAGCAACCAAAGCCAGUUGUUGCCUCGACUCCAGCACCAAAGCCAGUUGUCGCUUCAACCCCAGCACCAAAGCCAGUGGUCGCUUCCACUCCAGCACCAAAGCCAGUUGUUGCCUCAACCCCAGCACCAAAGCCAGUUGUUUCAUCGACACCAGCACCAAAGCCAGUGGCCACAACCUCGCAACCACCAAAGUCAUUCGCCAGACCAACCACAACCUCUGGAGUCUCACCAGACAGACCAUCCACCACCACCACACCAAAGACACCAGUCAGCAGCUCUGCAUCACCAGCCACCUCUUCACCAAAGAUUGUCAACUUCCAAGCCUUCCGCGACUUCACCAAGCCAUCAACCACCUCCAAGCCAUUCGUUAUCAGAACAGCAAAGGGAAAUGUAUUCGUACCAAUCAACAACCCACCAGCUCCAGAGAAGAAGCCAUUGGAGCCAAUCUCUCUUGAGGAGCCAGUUGUUGUGAAGAAGGCUGCUCCAGCCCCCACUCCAGCCCCAACUCCAGCUCCAGCUCCAGUCGUUGUCGCUGAGCCAGAGCCAGUUGUCGUUGCAGAGCCAGAGCCAGUUGUUGUCGCUGAACCAGAGCCAGUGGUUGUCCCUGAGCCAGAGCCAGUCGUCGUUGCUGAGCCCGAGCCAGUUGUUGAGGCCACCCCAGAGCCAGUAGCCGUCGAGGAGCCAGCCGUUGUUGAGGAGCCAGCUGUCGUUGAGGAGGAGCCAAUCUCUUUUGCCGUCGAUUCCACCCCAGAGCCAGUCGCCACCGCCUAA
Acytostelium subglobosum LB1 is the source of this 1248-nucleotide messenger RNA. RefSeq lists its product as hypothetical. The transcript has a single exon. Gene Ontology annotation, molecular function: actin filament binding. Bases 1 to 1248 code for a protein of 415 amino acids. Gene Ontology annotation, cellular component: actin cytoskeleton; plasma membrane. The record is from RefSeq and is a predicted model, not a curated record. Lineage: Eukaryota; Evosea; Eumycetozoa; Acytosteliales; Acytosteliaceae. Gene Ontology annotation, biological process: actin filament bundle assembly.